This is a messenger RNA of Venustampulla echinocandica, 1218 nucleotides long. Its product is annotated as PLP-dependent transferase. Bases 1 to 1218 code for a protein of 405 amino acids. The record is from RefSeq and is a predicted model, not a curated record. The transcript is spliced from 4 exons. NCBI's taxonomy places the organism in Eukaryota, Fungi, Ascomycota, Leotiomycetes, Helotiales, Pleuroascaceae.
AUGGAGUCCUUCGACAUCACAAGCGCCCGGGAGCGCUUCCCCGCAUUGAAGCAAAACCAAGUGUUUUUUGAUAACGCCGGGGGAAGUCAGACUCUGGGAAGCGUGAUUGAUUCGAUCUUUAAGUAUCUCAGCGAGACAAAUGUUCAACUUGGCGGCUCCUAUGCGGUAGGGAAGAAGUCCACUGCCCUCUACACUGCCGGUUACGAGGCGGCUGCGAACUCCUCCACCACACAACUAUUCCGUAACCUCUCCUACGCGCUUAACUUCCCGGAAGGCUCAGAACUUAUCGUCUCCGCUAUUGAUCAUGAAGCAAAUAUUGCCUCGUGGGUAGACAUAGCUUCCCGCCAGAAACUCGUCGUAAAGUGGUGGCAACCUCAGUCCAAAGAGAACCCUAAGCUCCUAGCCUCAGACUUGCAGGAGCUACUCUCAGAGAAAACAGUGCUGGUCACUUGCACUCAUGCCUCAAACGUCCUCGGCACCAUUCACGACAUCAAAGCCAUAGCAGAUGCCGUCCAUACAAUUCCCGGGGCACUGCUAUGCGUAGAUGCUGUGGCCUAUGCACCACAUCGAGUUAUUGAUGUAAAGGCGCUUGGGGUAGACUUUUAUGCCUUUUCUUGGUACAAGGUAGGUUCAAACCUAGUUCCUAGUGAUGAGAUGUAUUUACCAGACCAGGUCUACGGUCCUCACAUCUCCAUGUUAUAUGCCUCUUCCCGCGGCCUUCAAGCCAUCAAGUCCCUCGGUCACUUCUUCAACCCCUCAGCUACUUUAGAAAACAAACUAGGCCUGGCGGGUGCUUCUUACGAACUCUUGGCUUCAAUUCCCUCCGUGGUCUCCUAUUUUGGUCCCAACCCGACAGACUCCUGGAUGGCGAUUGGAAAACAUGAGGGCGAGCUUCAAAGCCAGUUGUUAUCUUACUUAAAUGGCCGCCCAGAUGUAACUAUCUACGGUGAAAGAGACGCAGAUAUAAAGAAGAGGGUCAGCACGAUUAGUUUUACAGUGAAGGGAUGGAAGAGCCAAGAUGUAGUAGAAGGUGUGGAUAAGUUGAGUAACGGCGAGGUGGGUAUCCGGUGGGGUGCGUUUUAUAGUAAUCGGCUAGUGCAAGACCAUUUGGGAUUGGGGAGUGAUGGCAUCGUGAGAGUCUCGAUGGUGCAUUAUAAUACUUUGGAGGAAGUGAAGCAGUUGAUUGGAAUAUUUGAUCAGGUGCUUGGGAAGCAAUAG